Molecule: messenger RNA, 1847 nt
Organism: Paramecium octaurelia
Lineage: Eukaryota; Ciliophora; Oligohymenophorea; Peniculida; Parameciidae
Source: the annotation of a GenBank genome assembly
AAAACAUGGCUAAUCCUCACAUCCCUGUUGAAUUUAAUAAAGAUGAUGAUGAAUUGAAAUGUCAUCCUUCCUAAAGUGGUUCCACAGCCACUCCUACACUCUUUGAGAAUCCUAAUAAUUCUAAAGCUUUCUGUGCAUAGUUUUUUGAAGACCAAUUACACUAAGAUGGUACUAUCCUUUUUCAUUUAUUUAAGAUGAUGAAUUUGAUGAACUAAAUCAAUAGUUAAACUAAGUCUUGUUAAAUGAUUCAUUUAAACCUUCACUUGCCUAAGCUUUUACAGCUGACAUGUAAAUUCAAUUUUUAAAACGAUUAGGUCAUCAUAUCUUAGUCAUGAGAAGUUGACAAAAAACUCUAGAAAGAUGCAAUAAGAAUAUUAGAAUGCCACUUUGAGGGAGAAAGAAUUUGUAUUCAACACUUAUAUUAAAAAUGAUAUUGAAAACUUUAGUUUAGACAAAUACAAACACUACAUACUUGAGAAAAUAAUUGAAGUUGGUAUUUUUGGAUUACUUAUGGUUUAGGCCCUCCAUCCCAUAAAAAUCUCAUUCUUGAUAGAAUUUAUAAUUAAAUACAUAAACUCAUCAAAGAUCUCUAUGCUUGUAAGGUUAUGCAAAAGGGUUUGGAAGUCAUGAUAUUAAAUCCACAAGAUUCUCUGGAAUAAUUGGAGAACUACCUUGCAUUCAUACAUCAAGACACUGUCUAAAUGAAGAAAAUCUACGUUGAUAAGAUUGCUAAUCAGAUUAUUCAAAAGAGUCUGGAACUCCUAGAAGGAAAUAAUCUACUGAAAUUACUUUAGAUUCUAUCUAAAUAUGUAUGAAUAUUGAAUGAUAAUAUUACCUAGAUUCUCAGUAACAACAAUGAAAAGUUCGAGUUAUCGACUGAUCAAUACGGAUGUCUCAUCGUCAAUAAGAUCAUUGACAUCUAUCCAAAAUAAUUCGAUGCAUAAACCAAGUCGAUCUGCAAUAACAUUAUAGUUAGGGCUAUCGAAAAUUGUUCUUGUCUCACUAGGAGAUAGUAUGCUAACUAUAUUAUAUAACAAAUAUUGGAGAAAGGACAAGAAGUCCAUAAAAGAUUGUUAAUGGAUCAAUAUCUUAUUAAAGAUUUUAUUUCAAUGGCUUUGGAUAAGUAUGGUAGCAAUGUAGCAGAAAAGACUAUCAUUUAUGCAGGUCCAUAGUGGAGAUUGAAAUUAUGGGAAGAAGAAGUCUCUAUUUCUGAAAGGUAGAUAUAAUUAUGAUAUAUCAUUCUAGUUCAUUUAAGAAAUUGGUAAAUGAUCAAUUUGCUAAUUAUCCAGUAUAAAGACUAUUCGAGUACUUGGAACAACAACAAAGAAACGAGUUUAUUGCUCUUUUGAAUAAAUUACAUGGCAACAAUCAGUUGAAUAAUCAUGGUUAAAUAGUCAUGAAAUUCGCUUAAGCCAAUUAUUCUGUCAAAAGAUACACUCACAAGAUUGUAUAGUCAGAAUUAAACAAAAACAACAAGGAGAAGAGCAAUAAUAAUAAAGGAUAGAAGAAUCUAAAGCAACCUUAAAAUCAAUAGAGUGCCCCUUAGCAGAUGCAACAAUAAUAGCAAUCCUUAUAUCAAUAGUAGAUGUAAUAAAUGAUGUUGUAACAACACUCACAAUUGAAACAGUUUGAUCAAUAGUAAUAUUAAGCUGCUGUUAUGCAGUAAAUGCUUAUCCAAUAAUAACAAUUCUUAACUUAAAUGCCGUAGUUGUACAAUUAGGACAUGCAUUAUAUGCCUUAUCCAAUUAUGACAUAAGAGUAAUAGAUGAUGAUGCUACGAUGGAUUCAACAGUAACAGCAACUUUGUAAUGCAAAUAUUAAAUUCCAAAAUGGAUAAUAAAAAUGAC